UGCGGGCGGCUCCGCUUCCUGCCCGGGCCGCGGGAACCCAUGGAGGAGCCGACGGAGGGCGCCGAGGGGGAGCGGGUGGUGCAGUGCCCGGUGUGCCUGCGGGAGCUGCCGGGCGCCGACAUCAACGCGCACCUGGACCGCUGCCUGCAGGCCGGUGGCGCCGAGGCCGAGCCCCCCAGCAAGCGGCCGCGCCUCGCCGCCGCCCCGCCGGGCGGCCAGGCCGAGGAGCAGCCGGAGGAGGCCCGCCCGCCCGCCAGGUCCCCUGUCUUCUCCCUCUUCCACAAGGGCCGCGGCGGCGGACAGAGCCCGGCAGCCGCCGGCGGGAGGAGCGGCGCGGCGCGGGACGAGGCCGCCGUGCCAGGGGGCCAUGGAUGCGCGGCCGCGCUGUGCGGGGAGAGCCUGGCGCAGAAGCUGGAGGGGAAGCCCCUGGCCGAGCGGCUGCGGCCGGACACGCUGGGCAACUACGUGGGGCAGGAGCGGGUGCUGGGGGCGCAGACCCUGCUGCGGUCCCUGCUGGAGUCCCACGAAAUCCCCUCGCUCAUCCUGUGGGGGCCGCCGGGCUGCGGGAAGACUACACUGGCACACAUCAUAGCCAACAGCAGCAAAAAGAAUGGCAUGAGGUUUGUGACACUGUCAGCCACAAGUGCCAAGACAAAUGAUGUUCGAGAUGUCAUCAGCCAAGCCCAGAAUGAAAAAAGACUCUUCAAGAGAAAAACUAUCCUCUUUAUUGAUGAGAUCCAUCGUUUCAAUAAAUCUCAGCAGGACACUUUCCUUCCGCACGUCGAGUGUGGGACGGUAACCCUGAUAGGAGCGACCACAGAAAACCCUUCCUUCCAAGUGAACGCCGCUCUCCUGAGCCGGUGCCGGGUGAUCGUCCUGGAGAAGCUCUCGGCUGAAGCGAUGGAGGCAAUUCUGAUGAGGGCUGUCAGGUUCUUAGGGCUCCAGGUUGUGGGCCAGGGCGACCAGCUCGGCACCCCUGCGACUGGCAGCAGCAGCAAGAGCUCAGAAUUCCCAGUGUACAUAGAGGAGAAAGCUCUGAACACACUUGCCUAUCUUUGCGAUGGGGAUGCCAGGACUGGGCUGAACGGACUCCAGCUGGCAGUUCAGGCCAGAGUAGCAGCGGGAAGGAACGCUCCUUUGAACACCUCUGCAAAGGGUGGUGCUGCACAUGGCAUUGUGGUAACAGAAGAGCAUGUAAAGGAGGGGCUCCAGCGGUCUCACAUCCUGUAUGACCGAGCAGGAGAAGAACAUUACAACUGCAUCUCUGCCCUGCACAAGUCUAUGAGAGGCUCUGAUGAAAACGCCUCCCUUUACUGGCUUGCUCGAAUGCUUGAGGGCGGUGAGGAUCCCCUCUAUGUGGCAAGGAGGCUGGUGAGGUUUGCAAGUGAAGAUAUAGGACUGGCAGAUCCUCUGGCUUUAACACAAGCAGUUGCUGCUUAUCAAGGCUGUCACUUCAUUGGAAUGCCUGAGUGUGAGGUGAUUCUAGCACAGUGUGUAGUGUACUUUGCCAGAGCCCCAAAGUCCAUAGAGGUGUACAGGGCAUAUGGCAACGUCAAGGAAUGCCUGAGGAUGCACACAGGACCACUGCCCCCUGUUCCCCUGCACCUGAGAAACGCCCCAACAAGGCUCAUGAAGAACCUGGGCUAUGGAAAAGGUUACAAAUACAACCCCAUGUACAAGGGACCUGUGGAGCAGGACUACCUACCAGAAGAGUUGAAAGGAACAGACUUCUUCAAGGAACGAAAAACGUGACUGCUGUGCUCAGAAUCGGUUUUGAUUUUAUGACUCAUACGUUUUCUACUGGGAUCAAAAUUCCCCUUACAGUGUCAGCUGCCUGUUACCCUGGUUAAAAGGAUUAAACCACCAAGCCUUCUAGAUACUUUUUUAUCCUUCUGCUUUUAUUGCUGUUGUUCAGAAGGUAUUUUGUAAAGGUUUGCAGUUAGGCAGUGUAGAAAUGCAAAAUAAGCUGUAUCCAUAUAGUGCUGUCACUGGUUUAAAUGAAAUUAAGAAAAAAACAAGAGACUUGUGUUUCUGGCUCUUGCUGUGAGACAAGAAAUAUUACUGUGCUGCUUUUUAAAAUCAGUGUCGAUUUCAGAUUUUGAGAACAUUAUUUUCCAGAAAAAUAGUAAAUUGUCCUUCCUUUGCUAAAAUACUGUACAAAAUAUAAUUACAUAUUUUUUCUGUUAUGAUCUUUCAGAGACCAAUUUUGUACAACAGUUAUUAAACCAAUAAAGCUGUUACAAAUAGUG
This is a messenger RNA of Zonotrichia leucophrys gambelii, 2249 nucleotides long. RefSeq names its product WRN helicase interacting protein 1 (gene WRNIP1). NCBI's taxonomy places the organism in Eukaryota, Metazoa, Chordata, Aves, Passeriformes, Passerellidae. Gene Ontology annotation, molecular function: single-stranded DNA helicase activity; ATP binding; DNA binding. Bases 40 to 1752 code for a protein of 570 amino acids. Gene Ontology annotation, cellular component: nucleus. The transcript has 7 exons. The record is from RefSeq and is a predicted model, not a curated record. Gene Ontology annotation, biological process: DNA synthesis involved in DNA repair; DNA repair; DNA-templated DNA replication.